CUACCGGAAAAAAUAGUAUCGGUUAUUGUGUAAAAAAGAAAAUGGCAAAUUUCUCAGCAGGCAGCAUGAUGAACCAAUAUUACCAGUCAGCGGGGACAUUAAGUAACAUGUACGAUACAAGCCAUGGAACAUGGCAACAAGGAGUGGGAACACCAACAACGAACACACAAAGUCAACAAAAUCAAUCGUCGCAAAGUCAGUUAGACCUCUACACUGCAGGUAGUGGAGGAAACGCUGGAAGCAGUGCCAGUGGAUACGGUUACACGACCCAAACGUCCUACGGUCAGCAGGACUAUGUCAGUGGUGCCUUCGACAGUAAUAUUAGCAUGGGCAUGGGUAGCACCACUUUGAAUACAAAUCAUUCAAACAAUCCUAUAAACUUCGGGAAUACUGUGGGAGGAAGCGGAAAUUUUAGUAACGUUGGAAAUAAUACAGGACAGGCAGGUGGAAACUUCAAUAACAACACGAGUGGAGGUUUUGCAGGUAGUAAUAGUGCGAGUGGACACUACGGUAGCUUUGGCAACAAUAGUAACAUGGGGCAUUUUUUUCAAGGAGAUAUGUGUGGUAAUUAUGGUACAGCCCUUGGAAACAGUAUGCUGGGACUUGUUGGUCAGAAUCUCUAUCAGGGAAGUGUGAAUUGGGAUGGAGAUGGUGGAUACUAUGCUGCACCCAUGGACAACUUUCAGGCAUUUGAGAAGAAAGAGCCAGGAUUUAGAGGGAAAAAAUGGGUUGGAAAAGAUAGGCAAGACUUUUAUGGAGAAAGGUUUUCACAUCAGAACUAUUUAGGAUACACGUGGGGUGGUACAGAAGAUGGAGAUGGAAAAAGAGGAAAAAACAGAAAAACAGCAGGACUGCAGUCUGGAGUGAGAUUCAAUGUAAAUAAUGAGAAGGUGGUGGAUGUGGAGAUACCAUUACAAACUUUUAGCAGGUGGGGACAUCUGAGGAAAUAUUUCCACAAGAGGGAUACAGACGUGGCACGGCAUAUUAUGGAAAUUCAUGAUAUGUUUUGUGAAGAAUGCUAUGACAGAGAUGAAAAGAAAAAGCAACAAAAAGAAGAAAAGAAACAGGUACAAGAAAAAGGAGAAAAUAGUGAGGAAACAGCAGAAGAAAAGACAGAAGAGACGACUGAAGAGGAAGUAGAAAUUCGAAGAAUAAUGGGUUUCAGCAGUUUCAAUACAACCAAGGGUGCAAUGGUGGAAGGAAGUAAAAUAGAAGGUCAUGAUGCAGAACUGCAGCUUAAUGAAUUAAAUACAGGGAGAGCUAAUACAGCUGUGCAUGUACAGGAAAUGGCAGAUGCUUUGCUAUCAGGAGCAACGCAGUUAGAGAAAGAAUCAGAGAAGCCAUUUAUAGGCCCCAUGCAGCCUGUCAAUUUUUCUGACAUUUCCAAGACUGACUGUGCAGAGGCAGUUGCAAGUUCGGGAGAUUCAGAAAUGCAUCAUGAAACGCAAGUAGAGAGUCAAACAGUGCAACCAGGGAAAGAGUCAGAAGAAACCAAAGGACUAACUGAAGAAGAAAAAGCAGUCAUGAAGAAGUUAGGAUGGUCUGUUUUUAACAAUAAGAUUUAUCAGGACAGUGGAAGAUGCUACCUGGGGAAAACAAGGAGAGCUGAUGGGCUGGUUUACCUGGAGAACUGUACCAAUGCUUACAACAGUACAGUCACGAUUCUUAGGCAGCUGCACAGUGACUGGAGCGCAUUAGUUUAUGAUAUCUUUUUCUGCCAGUAUAGUACAAUCAUCAGUCAUGUAAAUGUCUUAUUUGAUAAAGCUGUAUUUAUAUCUUUCUUAUAAUUUUUAUAGUUGCAUCAUGAUUUGUUUUUCAAUAGAAAAAGAGAUUUCUUUUUAAUAAUAAUAUGCUGUGAGCUGACAGUGCUGUCUAAAAAUGUUGAAUUUAUUGAAGUCUUUCUACCCAUCUGCUUCAUACUGAAUAGAAAUUUAUUUUAUAUAAUCAAGUUUAUUUAUCAUCUGAUUCCUGAAAUUGUGUAAAAACUUUCUUUGCUCGGAAAAAAUAGUAGUAUUCUCUGUAAUCUCUAUGUACACUGUCAAAGUGUCAUAUUUUUGUUUUUUAACAUGGUGUCGAUGUGAGUUCACAAAGUGUGUCAAAUCCACGUUUUGGUAAGUAAUUUUGGAUAAGACUGUUUUGAUGAAUUUUGUGUUUUCUGUGAAUAGCUUCCAGCUAGAUAAACAGUUUUCUUUUACCUCAUUGUUACUCUUAUUUGUUAUAUGCUAAAGUUAUGAACAUUAGUAAUAGUUGUUUUGAGAGAUCAUUUUUCUUUUUGUCUUUUUGAGAUUUUUAGUUACAUUAAAUUAGUGGACGAAGAAGGUAAUUGAGCUCCUCUGUACACAUGCCAUGCCCUGGACAUAGUAAACCAUUUAAGAGUUCAUUAUUCUUGUGUCUACUAGGAAGGACUUAAUACUGCACAUUUUACAAAAAUGAAGCAUCAACCACAAAGUUGUUACUUCAUGCUUAGAGUAUAGUAUAGCAAAUAGAUUUAACAUAAUCUCAACACAGUUAAGACAAACCACUUAAAGCAUGAUGUGGCAUCCACCUCUAAAGUGCAUGAAACAGGUUUAUUAAAAGUAAUUAUACACUUCGCGUAGUUUUCAUGUCGAUUAAAACUGGUAUUACAUGCUCUUCUCUUAAAGAUGCAUAAAAUAUGGAAAUCUGUUGCCUAUGUCUAAUCACGAACUAAUAUCCCUGGACUGCUGGCAGACGAUUUUUUCCAGUUAACUGCUAAAACAGGGCAUUAGACGACAUAGUUUUCGGUUUAUCCACAUUCUCUGUUACGGCUCGCCGAGACUAACAGCGGAUCACUUUGCGAAAGGCUAAGAGAGAGUCUCAACAGACAGACAUCAGUUCAUAAAUACACGUCCAUGGUCUAAUUGAAUCAUGAACUUAUAUCCAUAUAACUUAUUAAAUACACGUUCAUGAAUUGAAUAGAUGGUGCUUAAAUACCAUACAUGGGUUUCAUUUGCCAUUUUUCAUUUUUAGAAUCUCUGCUGAAUCAGAUUAAAAUUUGUUGUAGUUCUUUGAUAAAUAGAUAUCUUUUUGAUUAAAUUUCAGCACCAAAAAAUAAAAAAGUAAAUUUUGAUGGAAUAUGUGAUGUAUCAUCACGCGUGGUAAAAAGAGUCCUAGUUUAAAAAUACUCUUUUUCCUUUUGUAGUGUUGAGUCACAAUAAAUAUUAUAUCCAGAAAUGUCUUAAGAUUGUUCUCGGAAAGCAGGUAUUGUUCCUACUGCAUUGCAAUUAAAAUGAUCUCAAAAGUUACUGCAUGGACUGCAUGUUAUAUGAUGCAAUUAAAGAAAUGGCAAAUUGUGGCAACGAUAUCUACGAUAAUGUCCCCUUUUUGUUGCAUGUUUUGUGGAGGUGUUUAUACAGUUUUGUAAGGUACAUGAACAAACACAUACCACUAUAGCCUGUUUGUGAUCAGUGAAAACUUGGAACUGUUGACUGAUUUAAAAAAAAAAAAAUUUUUGCAAUGUGGACUUCGAGAGCAAAGCAUAAAUCUUCUUUUCAUGUGCUUGUCUACUUCCAAAACUGAAACUAGACUACAUUUUAAAGAACUACUAUAAGAAGCAGACAGGAGUGAUGGUCUCUUGAAUGGUAGAAAAUGAAAUCGUCAUCGUUGAUGUUCCUAGUCUUGUUUAUCGUAGAAGAACAUUUCAAAUGACUUGGAACCAACUUUUACUGUCCCUUUUUAGAUCUCCAAAGUGUCUGACUUGUUCACUGUUGACUUUCAUCUUGAAAGAUUUUAUUCAUAAUUUUUUUAAUGCUUUGUACUUUCCUUUAAAUCUUUGUAAAUUUUGAUGAUAUCAAGAUGGAUCUGUAGCACUUUAGUGUGCAUCUUCUUAUUACAGUGAGAUCUUAUGGGACCCAAAUAAAAAUAUAAUUUUGUCAGAAAUUCAAA
Pomacea canaliculata is the source of this 3903-nucleotide messenger RNA. RefSeq lists its product as uncharacterized. The record is from RefSeq and is a predicted model, not a curated record. Lineage: Eukaryota; Metazoa; Mollusca; Gastropoda; Architaenioglossa; Ampullariidae. The coding region runs from base 42 to 1787 and encodes 581 amino acids. The transcript is spliced from 7 exons. Gene Ontology annotation, biological process: RNA splicing.